This is a messenger RNA of Paramecium tetraurelia, 426 nucleotides long. RefSeq lists its product as uncharacterized. The record is from RefSeq and is a predicted model, not a curated record. The transcript has 2 exons. NCBI's taxonomy places the organism in Eukaryota, Ciliophora, Oligohymenophorea, Peniculida, Parameciidae.
AUGAUCAAUCUUAUAGAACAAUAAAUCGACAAACAACCACUUCUCUAAAAUGUUUAUAAACUGAAGGACUUCUUUCUAAACCAUCUGAACUAAAAAUAGUAUUUAUUCCAUCAGGAGGAACCUCACUUCCUUUAGAGUAAAACACUAUUAGAUCUAUCCAAAAUUUCUCAUUUUGGAUUGAGAGUUGCAGCAUCUGCGGAAUAUCAUUAAGAGAAGCUGAAUUGUCAUUUACUAUUACAGAGAUAAUUAUUAAGAUUAUUUGUUCGAUAUUCAAAUGAUUAAGCGCUAAUCAAUGCUGACCAGAAUUUGAUUAACAUAAGAAACAUCAAUAAAAUGAUAGAAAUAAGCUUUGUGAAAUAUCCUAUGUUUCUAAAAUUGAACAUUUAUGUUAUGUUGUCAAAGCAAUAGAAAUCUUCAAAGAACUGA